AUGGUCACCAUCGUCACCGUCACCAUCGUCACCGUCACCAUCGUCACCGUCAUCGUCACCGCCGCCGACCCCGACGCGCACCCAAAACAUCCCAGCGUGUUCUCCUUCGGCCUGCUGGCCACGGCCAUCUUCGCCAACGCGGGCCAGGUGGUGCUGGGGACCCCCGCCCCGCAUUUCCUGCCCAUUCUCCCCAAAAAUCCCACUUUCCCCACCCCUUCAAAGUCCUGCUUUUCACCACAAAAUCCCCAAUUUUCCCCCCGAAAAUUCCAAAUUUUUCCCCAAAAAUCCCCUUUUUUUUUCCCCAAACAGCCCUUUUACCCCCCAAAACCUCCAUUUUUACCCAAAAUCCCCAUUUUUCACCCCAUUUCCCCCCCUCCCAGGCGUGUUCUCCUUCGGCCUGCUGGCCACGGCCAUUUUCCUUCUGGGGACCCCCGCCCCGCAUUUCCUGCCCGUGUGCCGCCCCAAAUCUCAUUUUACCCCCCAAACCCCUCAUAUUUACCCCCAAAAAAUCGCCAUUUUUUCCCCCAAUUCGCCAUUUUUCUCUCCAAAAACCCCAAAAUCCCCAUUUUUCACCCCAUUUCCCCCCUCCCCAGGCGUGUUCUCCUUCGGCCUGCUGGCCACGGCAUUUUCGCCAACGCGGGCCAGGUGGUGCUGGGCACCCCCGCCCCGCAUUUCCUGGCCGUGUGCCGCCCCAAUUACAGCGCUCUGGGCUGCGGGGCGACCCCCGGGGGACCCCCGGGACCCCAUCGGGGACCCCCGGACCGCUUCGUGCCCCCGGGGGGCUCCCCCUGCUCCGGGGACCCCCCGGCCGUGGCCGCGGCCCGCAGGGAUUUCCCCUGCAAGGAGGCGGCGCUCGGGGCCUACGCCGGGGCCUUCGCCGGGCUGUACGUGACCCUGGCCUGGCGGGGUGGGGGGCAGUUUUUGGGCUAUUUUUGGGCUGUACGUGACCCUGGCCUGGCAGGCUGGCCUGGCGGGGUGGGGGUUCCCGCCUGGCCAAGCCCGCGGCCGUUUUUGGGGUUCGCGGCCCCCCCGUUCCUGCUGGGGGCGCUGCGCGUGGCCGAGCACCGCAACAGCUGGGGGGGGGUCCUGGGGGCUUCCUGUGCGGCACCGCCAUCGCCGCCUUCCUGGUCACGUGCGUGGUCGGAAACUUCCAGAACCAGGGGGGGGAUUUGGGGUGGGGGGGACCCCCCGAGCCCCCCCCGAGCUGCCCCCCCAGAGCCCCCAACCCCCCCUGGAGGAGAUCAGCGUCAGCCAGGUGCGUCGGGCGGAGUUCCCAGCGGUGACCUGAGAGACCCCCGAAAUCGGGAACCCCAAAAACCCGGGAACCCCGAAAACUGAGGAGACGGAAAACUUGGGAUCCCCGAAAAAUUUGGGGGAAUUUAUUUGGAAUUUGGGGUCCCAAAAUUUGGGGAAUUCUGAAGUUUGGGAUCCCAAAAUUUGGGGAAUUCUGAAAUUUGGGAACCCCGAAAACUGAGGAGACGGAAAACUUGGGAUCCCGAAAAAUUUGGGGGAAUUUAUUUUGGAAUUUGGGGUCCCAAAAAUUUGGGGAAUUCUGAAAUUUGGGAACCCCAAAAAUUGGAUCGCAAAAUUUGGAGGGAGCCUGAAAAUUUGGGAGCCCCAAAAAUUGGGGAGUUCUGAAAUUUGGGAUCCAAAAUUUGGGGGGAAUUUGAAAUUUGGGAACCCCCAAAAUUUGGGGCCUUUAAAUUUGGGAUUCCCAAAAUUUGAGGGAGUUCUGAAAUUUGGGAUCCCAAAAAUUGGGGGAUCCUUAAAAUUUGGGAACCCCAAAAAUUGGGGAAUUCUGAAAUUUGGGAACCCCAAAAAUUGGGGGGAGCCUGAAAAUUUGGGAUCCCAAAAAAUUUGGGGGGAAUUUUGGAAUUUGGGAUCCCCCAAAAAAAAUUUGGGGGCCUUUUAAUUUGGGAUCCCAAAAAUUUUGGGGGAAUUUAUUUUGGAAUUUGGGGUCCCAAAAUUUUGGGGGAGUUCUGAAAUUUGGGAACCCAAAAUUUGGGAAUUCUGAAAUUUGGGAUCCCAAAAUUUGGGGAAUUCUGAAAUUUGGGAACCCCAAAAACUGAGGAGACGGAAAACUUGGGAUCCCGAAAAAUUGGGGGGAAUUUAUUUUGGAAUUUGGGAACCCAAAAUUUGGGGAAUUCUGAAGUUUGGGAUCCCAAAGAUUGAGGGAAUUCUGAAAUUUGGGAUCCCAAAAUUUGGGGAAUUCUGAAGUUUGGGAUCCCAAAGAUUGGGGAAUUCUGAAAUUUGGGAUCCCAAAAUUUGGGGAAUUCUGAAAUUUGGGAACCCCAAAAACUGAGGAGACGGAAAAUUUGGGAUCCCAAAAAAUUUUGGGGGAAUUUAUUUUGGAAUUUGGGAACCCAAAAUUUGGGGAAUUCUGAAGUUUGGGAUCCCAAAGAUUGGGGAAUUCUGAAAUUUGGGAUCCCAAAAUUUGGGGAAUUCUGAAAUUUGGGAACCCCCAAAAACUGAGGAGACGGAAAAUUUGGGAUCCCAAAAAUUUUGGGGGAAUUUAUUUUGGAAUUUGGGAACCCCCCCAAAAAAUUUGGGGAUCUUUUAAUUUGGGAACCCCAAAAAUUGGGGGAUCCUUAAAUUUGGGAUCAUGAAAUUCGGGGAAUUCUGAAAUUUGGGAUCCCAAAAUUUGGGAAAUUCUGAAAUUUGGGAUCCCAAAUAUUGGGGGAUCCUUAAAAUUUGAGAUCCCAAAAAUUGGGGAAUUCUGAAAUUUGGGA
Messenger RNA from Melospiza melodia melodia, 2729 nucleotides. RefSeq lists its product as uncharacterized. Gene Ontology annotation, molecular function: phosphatidate phosphatase activity. The coding region runs from base 1 to 1338 and encodes 445 amino acids. The transcript has 9 exons. Gene Ontology annotation, cellular component: plasma membrane. Gene Ontology annotation, biological process: signal transduction; phospholipid metabolic process; phospholipid dephosphorylation. Lineage: Eukaryota; Metazoa; Chordata; Aves; Passeriformes; Passerellidae. The record is from RefSeq and is a predicted model, not a curated record.